Messenger RNA from Polypterus senegalus (gray bichir), 2160 nucleotides. It is a transcript of the gene os9, whose product is annotated as OS9 endoplasmic reticulum lectin. NCBI's taxonomy places the organism in Eukaryota, Metazoa, Chordata, Cladistia, Polypteriformes, Polypteridae. The record is from RefSeq and is a predicted model, not a curated record. Gene Ontology annotation, biological process: endoplasmic reticulum unfolded protein response; retrograde protein transport, ER to cytosol. Gene Ontology annotation, cellular component: endoplasmic reticulum lumen.
AGGAAGCUGUGGAGGGCGGAGCUUUAUGCAGCAGUGCACCAAUGAAAGCGGGACAACUACGACUAGCGUGAGUUCCAGCCAAUGAGGGGCGCGUAGGUGGCACGUGAAACACGGAGACUGAGGGGUGAGCGCGGAAGAUGGCUGCCGCCAUGUCGCGGGGAACGGAGCUGUGGAGCUUUUGGACUUUUAUCACCUUCUUCUUCUUGUCGGCUGUCGCGCUGCUGAACUUAGAGGAGCUAAAUGAGAUGAAAUACGGCAUCGAGAUCCUACCGGACCCUGUUAUCCGAGGCCAGGCGCUGUCUGAAGAUGUGCUGGUUGUGUCCUCGAAGUACAAGCAGCUGUACGAAUGCAAGCUGCCUGCCCAGGCAAAGAAGUUUCAGCAGGACUCGUCUGCAGAGGACGACUCCGAUGGCUACUCGGGCCUCGAGAUAUCUGAGCUACUGAAGCCCAUGGAUGGCGCACCCUGUCUGUUUAAGACCAAAGAUUGGUGGACAUACGAGUUCUGCUACGGACAGUUCAUCAGGCAAUAUCACAUGCAAGAUUCAGAAAUUAAAGGGGAUAUCAUCUACCUUGGCUAUUACGGGUCAGAGUUUGACUGGAAUAAUGAAACCGCAAAGGCCUCCAAGCAACACCGACUCAAGCGCUAUCAUAGCCAAACCUAUGUCAACGGAUCAAAGUGCGACCUGAAUGGAAAGCCAAGGGAGACUGAAGUGAGAGAAGCUGAAGGACUGAAGGGAGAGUUUGAUCGGAAGCAGGCCAGCAAGACCCUAAAUACCCCGACAGACAAGGUGGAGGGCACCAGUGAUGAACAGCAUGAAGAAGACGUGAACAGGGCCAGUGCCAGUCAGGCACCUAGACAGCCUGAUGAUGCUGUUGAGCAGCAGCAGGAGGAAGAGGAGGAAGGCCAAAUAAAAAUCAGAAUUACUAAAUUUAAACCAGGCAGCAGCUCAGCUUUGAAAGAUGUGAAGGUGCAGGAAAUGAGCGAUGCUGACCCCCGGAUACAGCAAAUACGAGAUGUGGUGAAAGGGCAGCUAGAGAAAGCCGGCCUGAAGGCGGAAGGUAAAAUCGAGGUGAAAAUCCUGAGCCGAGGAGGGGCUGAUGAUGACGAUGUGCACUGGCUGACCGAGGAAGACACAAAGUCCUUUCGGCUGCUCAUCAAUCUGCUGACGAGUGGCACAGAGGAGGUUUACAAAGAGCAGCAGAGGCAGCAGGAGCUGGAGAACAACUACCAGUUUGUGUGGGGAGAGAAGGCUCAGGAGGAGGCGACGACGGGAGCGUCGAGUAGCACGGACCCCGAUGACGUGGACUUCUGAGACCCCGAGCUGGUGCGGUGCGCUUUUGGUUUUUUUUGUUUUGUUUUUUCCUCUUUUUUUAAAUAAACGUUUCGGAUGCGUCUGCGGAAGUGGCCUGCUGCCAAUCUGAGGCCGCCUUCCGGCUCCCGAGGAGGUCUUACACUGGAUACGUGAGCAGACGACGCUGAGCCACCUCCACGUGAGCCAAAUGUCGACAAUAUUUGCACUUGUUGUGAUUUCCGGAGGGGGCAGCGGCAGAAAUUAAGGAGAAAUUUAGAAGGCCACCUCUUGAAGAACACAGUUGUCUGUGAUGAAUUGAUUUGCCCAAGUGGGCGGACCUGCCAUGCCAAUCACUCACUCGUUGGAUACCCAUACCCUUCGGUUGCUGUGGUCGACGGGCAACUGAGCCAACUCUUGAAACUUUUCAGCUCGUGGUGAAGGAUCCCCCCCUCUGCCAGGCCUGUUGCCGCUCUGUAAAGUUUUGUGAAUGUUUGUGCGGCGCAUGGACUUGUGUACAUAUACCGCCAUCCUCCUCUUCCUCUCACCAGUAGCCUGUGUGCUAACAGAGUCGUGAAUUUGUUAUUUAAAAAGAGAUGGCAGGGGAGGGUGUCUCUAAUAUUUGUCCCCAUCUUCUUCAGUACACAAUUUGGGCUGAGGUGCCACCUGGACUUGAGCUUACCCCAAAAAGGAGCAACGUUGGCACACUUGGCGAGGGCAGUGGCACCGCUUUCAUACAUUCCCGCUAAGUGAAGCUCUUUCACAUAGAAAACCUCUGCAGCAAAAAAAAAAAAAAAAAAGUGUCACAUGGAGUAAAUGAUGGCGAGGCCUUGGCACUGAUUAAAUGGGUCACAUGUCGCCCUUCCAGUCU